AUGUCGACUUCCAAAGGUCUAGUCUUAGAAAACACAGCUCGUAGAGAUGCACUAAUCUCCAUCGAAAAGAAAUACCAAAAAAUCUGGUCCGAAGAACAUCAAUUCGAAUUAGACGCACCAUCUCUAGAUGAUGCCCCCAUCACCAUGACCUCGGAGGAAUUACAUGCCAAAUAUCCAAAAUUCAUGUCAUCCAUGGCUUACCCAUACAUGAAUGGUGUCCUUCAUGCUGGUCAUUGUUUCACUUUAUCAAAAGUGGAAUUCUCAAUCGGGUUCGAAAGAAUGAAUGGGAAAAAGGCUUUGUUCCCAUUGGGGUUCCAUUGUACUGGGAUGCCAAUCUUAGCGUGCGCUGAUAAGUUGAAAAGAGAAGCUGAGUUGUUCGGUACGGAUUAUUCAAACGUCCCAGUUGAAGAUGAAACUGAAGAAGAAGAAACUAAGGAAGAUUCACCAAAGGAAUCUGAAGAUGUUACCAAAUUUAAGGCUAAGAAAUCAAAAGCUCAAGCUAAGAAAGGUCGUGGGAAAUAUCAAUUUGAAAUCAUGUUACAAUUAGGUAUCCCAAGAGAUGAACUUUAUAAAUUUGCUGAUGCUAAAUAUUGGUUGUCUUAUUUCCCACCAUUAUGUGAAAGUGAUGUGAGAUCUUUCGGUGGUCGUGUUGAUUGGAGACGUUCUAUGGUUACCACUGACGCUAAUCCUUAUUACGAUGCUUUUGUUAGAUGGCAAAUGAAUAGAUUAAAGCAAGCUGGUAAAAUUAAAUUCGGUGAACGUUAUACUAUCUAUUCUGAAAAGGAUGGUCAAGCUUGUAUGGAUCAUGAUAGACAAUCUGGUGAAGGUGUUACUCCACAAGAAUAUAUAGGUAUUAAGAUUGAAGCAACUGAAUUCGCAGAAGGUGCUCAGAGGAUUAUUGACUCUGUUUCAACAAUUGAUAAAUCUAAGAAAAUAUAUUUCGUUGCAGCUACUUUAAGACCUGAAACUAUGUACGGUCAAACUUGUUGUUUCGUUUCUCCAAAGAUCAAUUAUGGUAUUUUCGAUGCUGGUGAUUCUUAUUACAUUACCACUGAACGUGCCUUCAAGAACAUGUCUUACCAAAAAUUGACUCCAAAGAGAGGUGAUUAUAAACCAGUCGUUACCAUCCCAGGUAAAGAAUUCAUUGGUACUAAGAUCCAUGCAUCUUCAUCCAUUUAUGGUGAAUUAAGAAUCUUACCUAUGGAAACUGUUAUCGCUACUAAAGGUACUGGUGUGGUCACUUGUGUCCCAUCUAAUUCUCCAGAUGAUUUUAUGACUACUAAGGAUUUAUUACAUAAACCUGAAUAUUAUGGUAUUGAUCCUGAAUGGGUCAAAAGUGAUAUCUUACCAAUUAUUCGUACUGAAAAAUAUGGUGAUAUAACUGCUGAAGCUAUUUGUAAAGAAAUGAAAAUUCAAUCUCCAAAGGAUAUUAAUUUGUUAGCUGAAGCUAAGAAGGCUGCCUAUAAGGAAGAUUUUUACUCUGGUACGAUGAUUUAUGGUAAAUAUAAGGGUGAAAAAGUUGAAGUUGCCAAGAAUAAAGUUAAAGCUGAUUUGAUUGCCGCAGGUGAAGCCUUUGUUUACAAUGAACCAGAAUCUUUAGUUGUGUCACGUUCAGGUGAUGAAUGUAUUGUUUCCUUGGAAGAUCAAUGGUACGUUGAUUAUGGUGAAGAAUCUUGGAAAAAACAAGCUGUUGAAUGUCUUGAAAGUAUGGAAUUAUUUGCACCAGAAGUCAAGAAUGCCUUUGAAGGUGUCUUGGAUUGGUUAAAGAAUUGGGCUGUUUGUCGUACUUAUGGUUUAGGUACUAAAUUACCAUGGGAUCCAAAAUAUUUAGUUGAAUCUCUUUCUGAUUCUACCAUUUAUCAAUCAUUCUAUACCAUUUCCCAUCUGUUAUUUAAGGAUUAUUUCGGUAAAGAUAUUGGUCCAUUAAACAUUAAAGCUGAACAAAUGACUGAUGAAGUUUUCGAUUACAUUUUCCAACAUGUUGAUGACGUUAAAUCUGAUAUCCCAUUGAGAUCCUUGCAAACAUUAAGAAGAGAAUUUGAAUAUUUCUAUCCAUUAGAUGUUUCCAUCUCAGGUAAAGAUUUAAUUCCAAAUCAUUUAACUUUCUUCAUUUAUACUCAUGUUGCCUUGUUCCCAAAGAAAUUCUGGCCAAAAGGUAUUAGAGCUAAUGGUCAUUUAAUGUUGAACAAUGCUAAGAUGUCAAAAUCUACUGGUAAUUUCAUGACUUUGGAACAAAUUGUGGAAAAAUUCGGUGCUGAUGCUUCUCGUAUUGCCCUAGCUGACGCUGGUGAUACCGUGGAAGAUGCUAAUUUCGAUGAAGCUAACGCUAACGCUGCUAUCUUAAGACUUUACAUUUUGAAAGAAUGGGCUGAAGAGAUCGUUAAGAACCCAGAUGGGUUAAGAACUGGUGAAACUCAUGACUUCUUUGAUAUUGCAUUUGAACAUGAAAUGAAUUCUUUAAUUGAAAAGACAUAUGAACAAUACAGUUUAACUAAUUAUAAGAAUGCUUUGAAAUAUGGUCUUUUCGAUUUCCAAGCUGCAAGAGAUUAUUAUCGUGAAGCUAGUGGUAGUAUGCAUAAAGAUCUUGUUGAACGUUACAUUGAGGUUCAAGCUUUAAUGUUGGCUCCAAUUGCACCACAUUUUGCUGAAUACAUUUAUCGUGAAGUUCUUGGUAGAGAAGGUAGUGUUCAAACUACGAAAUUCCCACGUGCAUCUAAACCGAUUGAUCAUGGUGUUCUUUCAUCUUUAGAAUAUGUUAGAAAUGUACAAAGAAGUAUUAGAGAAGGUGAAGGUCAAGCUUUAAAGAAAAAGAAGGGUAAAGCUGCUGAAAUUGAUCAAAGUAAACCAGUGAAGUUAAAUUUACUAAUUUCUGAAUCUUUCCCAGAAUGGCAAUCUGGUUGUGUUGAAGUUGUUCGUAGGAUGUUUGCUGAACAUACUUUAGAUGACUCGAAGAAGAUUAGAGAGAAUAUUAAUCCAAAGGAUAUGAAGAGAGCCAUGCCAUUUAUUUCCAUGUUGAAACAACGUUUAACUACUGAAUCACCAGAAUCUGUUUUUGAUAGAGAUUUACAAUUUGAUGAAGUUGCCACUAUUAAAUUGACAUUGAAAAAUCUUCAAAAAGCAGCACAAUCUUUGGAUGUUCAAGAAAUUAGUGUGAUGUCCUUCCCUAACGGUGCUAAGGUUGGUAAAGAUAUAUUUACUAAUGAAGAAGUGCCACUUCCAAAUGCUACUAAGAUUGUUGAAAAUGCUGUACCAGGUGCCCCAGGUGUUGUUUUCCAAAACAUCUAA
Messenger RNA from Naumovozyma dairenensis CBS 421, 3285 nucleotides. RefSeq names its product leucine--tRNA ligase CDC60 (gene CDC60). The record is from RefSeq and is a predicted model, not a curated record. Bases 1 to 3285 code for a protein of 1094 amino acids. The transcript has a single exon. Gene Ontology annotation, molecular function: leucine-tRNA ligase activity; ATP binding; aminoacyl-tRNA deacylase activity. Lineage: Eukaryota; Fungi; Ascomycota; Saccharomycetes; Saccharomycetales; Saccharomycetaceae. Gene Ontology annotation, biological process: leucyl-tRNA aminoacylation.